AUGAGCCUACCCUCCAACGACAACGACGCCUGGUUCUAUCCGGGAACCGGCUUCGAACCAAACGACGAGGAUCUACCUCAUUCGUCGUUCAGAGGGAACUGGGGCAUCAAGACUUACAACGAGGCGAAAUGGGUUCGCAAGGGCAAGAUGACUGCCUGGGCGCCAUGGAUGGAGGAUUGGGAGUCCGAGGACCGCGCAAGAAAGCGUAUACGAAUGUUGCUCCCGAGUCCAGAAGAAGAAGAGGAUCCACCCCUCACCCUGCCCCACCUUCGUUCGCCGUCUCCUCCGCUCAUGGCUCCUUACCCCAACCCCCAAGUCCACCACCUCUCAUUCACAUCCCUCGUCAUGGACAAAGCGGCCACUCACUCGUUCCGGUCGGACGUAUACGACGAACUAGAAGACUCCACCAACACCCUCGUCGAAGGAGAGACCAGUCUGCGCAUGGCCCUGGGCAGGCUUUGGCAAGUCAUGAGCGAAGACCCAGAUGAGGUGGGCGUAGGGACAUCUCUGGUGCCCAAGCGCGAAGACGAGGAUGACGAAGACACUGAAGCGGAGAACCGUUUCGCGCGAGCACCGGACCUCACGCCGGUCGUACACAAGCUAUUCUUGUCACCCCACCGGGAGCCGAUCUUCGAGGGCGCGCAGUUCUCGCGCGCGGAGAUGCAACUCGAGACAUUGGAGAAGUCGCUUGCUACACUACGCGAGCUGCAGGACGAUGGGCGGGAGUACGUAGAGCGCUUGGAAGAGAUUCGCGAGGGCUUGGGUGAAGUCCGAACACAGAGGAAUGGUGUCUGGGACCUGGUAAGGAAGAAGGCGAUACAAGAGCUACAAGACGUAGCUUCUGCGGCUGCGGUGUCGUAG
Molecule: messenger RNA, 861 nt
Organism: Trametes versicolor FP-101664 SS1
Lineage: Eukaryota; Fungi; Basidiomycota; Agaricomycetes; Polyporales; Polyporaceae
Exons: 2
Coding region: 1-861 (286 amino acids)
Source: RefSeq, a predicted model, not a curated record